UUGUUUGUUUAUCUUGAACUGCGGUCUUCUCAAAAAGGAGAAGGAGUUCCUAUCAAAUGUGACAGUGUAGUGGUUACAGAAGUAGUGUUGUGGAAUAUUGAAAUUAAAAUUUGUAGUAUGGAGGGUGCGAGCCAUGUAGUUUUUGCAGUUACUAAUCAUAUCGCCAACAUUGCAUUAUUAGCGUUUAUGGCAUUAAUUUCUCCGGAAAACGGUAGUCGAUUUAUGGGGACUUCUGCCAAAGUAUUAUCUGUUGAUCAUAAACUUCCAUCGGAUGUCUUAAAUCGCCAUGAUACUGCAUUGCAAGAUAGUGUCGGGAUGUAUAAUGAGAUAAAACAAAAGGGGACCUACAAACUUGUAAAAUUUGCUCGUGAAAAAUCACAUCAAGAUUUUGCACGAGUAAAACUAGUACUUAUCAACAAUAGCAGUCGAUUAUUGAAAUGGACUCUUAGAUCUGUCAGCAAUGCCAUACAGUUUAAUUUUGUGGCAGCUUAUCCAAAAGGAAGUGGUGAAAUAGAAAUAUAUAGUAAUAACGAAUGUAUCUUGAUCUGGCGCCGUCCGAAAGAAUUCAACUCUUGGCGUGAGCUAACUUCACUAAAAAUGAUACUCCAAGUUAAAUUAGUACUUCCUGAAACUGGUAAGGUUGUUGGGGAGACAACCAGAAAGUUUAAAGAGAAUAACGGUAAAACUGUUGCAGCAGUUGUUGAUCCAGAAUUAGUUUGUACCGCUAAUGAUCCGCCAAUUCAUAAAAUGAUUUUAAAUUCCGAGCAUUCAAAAGCAGUAUCUGGAAAACGGAAAUCCAGAAAGAAAAAAAGCAGUGUAAGUACUACUGUUGAUGGUGGCACUAGUGGUAAUGCAAAUGUGCAAGCAUCAAAAAUUACGAGCAAAACGGGUGCACCAAAUCAAGGGGACAUGUCUUGGCUUAUAAUUGUUUUAAAUAAAUAUCGAGUUAUGACAACGCACGUGGUACUUCUUUGGUGCCUAGUUGUAGGUGAAAAAUUGCAGUGCUUUCACAUCAGACGGAUUCUUAAAGCACUUCAUCAUAAAAAAGUCGUGGUUACAAAAAUUUUAUCAAUUAAUAAUAAACUACUUAUAUCCAAAUUACCAUGUGUUAGUCAUGGACCUCGUGGUGUAGCGGUUAUCACAUCUGUCUAACA
This is a messenger RNA of Thelazia callipaeda (thelaziosis nematode), 1154 nucleotides long. The record is from the annotation of a GenBank genome assembly. NCBI's taxonomy places the organism in Eukaryota, Metazoa, Nematoda, Chromadorea, Rhabditida, Thelaziidae.